This is a messenger RNA of Penicillium lagena, 1590 nucleotides long. RefSeq names its product alpha-amylase. Gene Ontology annotation, biological process: carbohydrate metabolic process. The annotation marks the transcript as partial. Gene Ontology annotation, molecular function: hydrolase activity, hydrolyzing O-glycosyl compounds; calcium ion binding. Lineage: Eukaryota; Fungi; Ascomycota; Eurotiomycetes; Eurotiales; Aspergillaceae. The transcript has 5 exons. The record is from RefSeq and is a predicted model, not a curated record.
CGCUCUCUCACCGCGCUAGCAGAAUCUUUGACCAAUGUUGUCAAUGCUCAACUGCUGUUUGAAGAUGCGACGGAGGACAAGGGACCCCUUGACUGCACCGCUUCCGAGAAUGUUCUCAUAAUGCAGGCAUUUGAAUGGCACGUACCUGACGAUCAACUCCACUGGCAGCGCCUUCGACAAUUAUUGCCGAGCCUCAAGGACAUCGGGGUUGACAAGCUCUGGAUUCCACCAGGUUGCAAGGGAAUGGACCCAUCUGCGACGGGAUACGACAUCUACGACAUGUACGACUUGGGGGAGUUCUAUCAAAAAGGAUCCCGCGCGACAAGAUGGGGACCAAAAGAGGAAUUACAAGCGCUUGUCUAUGCUGCCCGAGCUAUCGGAAUUGGGGUAUAUUGGGACACUGUGUUAAAUCAUAAAGCCGGUGCCGACUUCACCGAACGAUUCAAGGCUGUGAAAGUGGACCCGCACCAGAGAAAUGUUGAAAUUGCGCCACCAGAGGACAUUGAAGGUUGGGUUGGCUUCGACUUUCCCGGUCGCCGAGGCAAGUACAGCUCCAUGAAGUAUCACUGGCGGCACUUCACAGGGGUCGACUGGGAUAAUAUGAGCAGCCAGCAUGCAAUCUACAAGACUUGUGGAUAUCAGAAAGGCUGGGCCAUGGACGUUAGUGACGAAAAUGGCAAUUAUGAUUAUUUGAUGUUUGCCAACGUGGACCAUUCUCAUCCAGAGGUUCAAAACGAUAUCUUCAAAUGGGCUGAGUGGAUCGGAACCGAGAUUCCCAUCAGUGGCAUGCGGAUCGAUGCAGCAAAACACUACUCUGCUGCCUUUCAGAAAAAAUUUAUUGAUCAUUUGCGGGCCACCGUUGGUGCCGAUUAUGAUCUGGUGGGAGAAUACUGGAGGGGAGAGGUAGGCCUACUUCUUGAGCAUCUUAACUUGAUGGAUCACCAGAUUUCUCUGUUCGAUGUACCGCUGGUUGGUCGGUUUUCGGUUAUCUCGAACACAAAGAACGCAGACCUACGGUUGGUUUUCAAGGGCACCCUGGUGGAACAGAGACCAAGGCAUGCAGUGAAUUAUCGAUUUUUCAAUGUGGAAGGAAGCUCACGAGCCUCACAGACCCUGAUUGCACCAUUCUUCAAACCUCUUGCAUAUGCUUUGAUCCUCCUCCGAUGGCAGGGACAGCCGUGCGUCUUUUACGGCGACCUCUACGGAAUUCGGGGAGGACCCAAACCAAGACUCGGCCCUUCGUGCGGUGGGAAACUUCAAAUUCUCACCCGCGCUCGUAAAUUAUAUGCAUAUGGCAACCAGCGAGAUUAUUUUGAUAAGCGGCAGUGCAUUGGGUUCGUACGCUACGGGGACUUGCAUCAUCCCUUUGGGCUUGCGUGUGUUCUCAGCAUUGCGGCAACUUCCCAAAAGCGCAUGUACAUCGGCCUCAGCCAUGUUGGAGAAAAAUGGACCGAUAUUCUUCAGUCACAAACCGGAACGGUAGUGAUUGAUGAUGGCGGCUACGGCAUUUUUUCGGUGGCUUCAAAGAGUGUGAGUGUUUGGGUGAACUCUCGCGCGGAGGGAAGACAUAAUAUUGCUCGACAUUUGUAA